This is a messenger RNA of Canis lupus familiaris (dog), 1012 nucleotides long. RefSeq names its product coiled-coil domain containing 85B (gene CCDC85B). Bases 161 to 769 code for a protein of 202 amino acids. Gene Ontology annotation, cellular component: nucleus. The transcript has a single exon. Gene Ontology annotation, biological process: negative regulation of DNA-templated transcription. NCBI's taxonomy places the organism in Eukaryota, Metazoa, Chordata, Mammalia, Carnivora, Canidae. The record is from RefSeq and is a predicted model, not a curated record.
CCCCGCCGCGUGCCCACGCCCGGGCGGCUGCUGCAGCCUACGCUACCCCGCCACAGCCUGCGGCCCGCGGAGCCGGAGCCCGACCCCGAGCGCGCAGAGCUCGACGUGGGCUCCUGGGCCGCGGCGGCGGACAGGCGAUGCUCCAGAGGCCUGAGCAGCCAUGGAGGCCGAGGCGGGCGGCCUGGAGGAGCUGACGGACGAGGAGAUGGCGGCGCUAGGCAAGGAAGAGCUGGUGCGGCGCCUGCGGCGGGAGGAGGCGGCACGCCUGGCGGCUCUGGUGCAGCGCGGCCGCCUCAUGCAGGAGGUGAAUCGGCAGCUGCAGGGUCACCUGGGCGAGAUCCGCGAGCUCAAGCAGCUCAACCGGCGCUUACAGGCGGAGAACCGCGAGCUGCGCGACCUCUGCUGCUUCCUGGACUCGGAGCGCCAGCGCGGGCGGCGCGCCGCGCGCCAGUGGCAGCUCUUCGGGACCCAAGCAUCCCGAGCCGUGCGCGAGGACUUGGGCGGUUGUUGGCAGAAGCUGGCCGAGCUGGAGGGCCGCCAGGAGGAGCUGCUGCGGGAGAACCUGGCGCUUAAGGAGCUCUGCCUGGCUCUGGGUGAGGAGUGGGGCCCCCGGGGCGGCCCCGGCGGCGCUGGCGGCUCAAGCUCCGGGCCGACACCCGAGCUCGCCUUGCCCCCCUGCGGGCCCCGCGACCUGGGCGAUGGAAGCUCCAGCACCGGCAGCGUGGGCAGUCCAGAUCAGUUGCCCCUGGCCUGCUCCCCGGAUGACUGAGGCUCAUCUUCCUUCACGUCGACGCCCGACCAGACUGCUUCCCAAGCGCCGGGACUGCGGUGGACCUCCGGACCCGGACGCCGUCCCGCCUGUGCACGAGGGGCCGCUGGCAUGGAUUUGGAAACUCUGGCACCGAGGAGGGCCCCUUGCUUUCUCUUGGUGGGGCAGCAGGGAGACUGGAGGCUGGAGCGGAGGGACGUGCUGGGAGCGGGGUGGGGGCUAAUAAACUGGAACGGAAGCAGA